Phlebotomus papatasi is the source of this 2355-nucleotide messenger RNA. Its product is annotated as facilitated trehalose transporter Tret1. The record is from RefSeq and is a predicted model, not a curated record. Lineage: Eukaryota; Metazoa; Arthropoda; Insecta; Diptera; Psychodidae. The transcript has 4 exons. Gene Ontology annotation, cellular component: membrane. Gene Ontology annotation, biological process: carbohydrate transport; transmembrane transport. The coding region runs from base 821 to 2299 and encodes 492 amino acids. Gene Ontology annotation, molecular function: sugar transmembrane transporter activity.
UUUACAAAACAACCAAAUAGCUUCAUAUUUUAAUGAGUCCAUUUGUUAGACGUUUUUAUAUGCACAAUCGUGUGAAUUUUUGUGAGAAAAGAAUAAUUGUCAUUUGAUGCACUCUGCUGCUUUUCUGAAGAGUCUUCUCUUGGCUUGUCACCACUUAAUUGAGGAAAAACAACAGGAAGUGCAGUCGAGAUGAAAAAAUAGCAAAAAAUGGGCAAUUAUGGACAAUUGGCGGGAAAAUUUUCGAUCUUGAGAUGGUGAAUCAAAAGCAGAUCGAUUGAAUGGGAUUAGGAAGGUGAUUUUGAGGAUGGUCCUUGGGUUGGAAGGACCUGGUUUGGAUGGAAGAAAUUGGAGAAAAUUUAAAGAAUUUCCUUAUGAGGUGGAUCGAUUGAUGCUACAAUCAAUUGCGUUUUGAUAAAAUAAUUUCAAGUGCAAUCAGUGCAAAUAGUGUCAAUAUGUCAUGACGAUGGGCUGGGAAUGUUCUUAGCGAUAAGGAACCUUAUAAAUUGACACUGACCCGAUCCUCCAGUGUUAUUGUUCUACUAAAAGUUCUCUCAGCAUAGUGUUGAAAUCACGUCAAUUUGUGCCAAUCUGGAGUAUCCGUUCCUGCAGAGAUUUGUUUUUUUUUAACAAUAUCUUCGCAAGUGAUAUAGUUUAAUUUUUUUUGUGUCUGAAGAUUCCCAUUGUUGUGGGAUGGUGUCCAGUGCUUAUGAAUUGUCUGUAUGAGUGGAUUUUUCCUACCAACAAUUUUUAUAGCGUACACACAGAGAUAGCACCAAGAUUAUACUCCCAAGCAGAUUAAGCUCAGGCAGAUCCAUAGUCAAUGAAUCCAACUGAACUGAACUAUCAGCCAGUCAGUACGUUUGAGUCGUCCGAAAGAGAUUUCUCCAAAAACGAGAGAUUCAGGAUGGAACAGGGCAAAGCUUACCGACAGUUCUUGGCUGGUGUUGUUGUUAAUAUCGCGAGUUUGGCUCUGGGAACAACUCUAGGAUGGACCUCGCCAGUAUUUCCCAAAAUCAACUACGAUCCCAGUACCACGGAUCCCGAUACUCCCCUCGAUAGGCUCCCAGAUGACGAGGAAUUGUCAUGGAUUGGAUCUCUGGUGGCUCUUGGAGCCCUCAUUGCGCCUUUUGUGGCCGGACCACUGGCUGAUAAGAUCGGCAGGAAGUGGACACUUUUAUCCAGUACUGGAUUCUUUGCUCUGUCCUGGAUACUCCUUGUGACAACUAACAAUAUUCCACAGAUGUAUGUGGCUCGUCUUCUACAGGGUUUCGGAGUGGGUUUCGUAAUGACCGUCCAGACAAUGUACAUUGGGGAAAUCUCAUCAGAUCAGUACAGAGGAGCUUUGGGAUCCUUCAUGCAACUGUUUAUUGUAACUGGGAUCCUUUAUGUCUACGCCAUUGGUCCCUACGUCACCUACACGGCUCUCCAGUGGAUCUGCCUGAUCCCUCCACUAGGUUUUGCCGCAUCGUUCUUUUUCAUGCCCGAAACCCCUUACUACUACACUGGGAAAGGGGACAAGAUCAACGCUGUGAAGUCCCUGCAGUUCCUGCGUGGAAAAACCGCCGACGGUGUACAGGAAGAAGCUCUGAAGAUCCAAGAAGCUGUGGAGGAAGCCAUGAAGAACAAGGGAACUAUUAAGGAUCUCGUUGGGAACAAGGGAAAUCUAAAAGCUCUGAUAAUCUGUGCUGGUUUGCUGUCCUUCCAGCAACUCUCAGGAAUCAACGUUGUCCUUUUCUACAGUCAGAUCAUCUUCGCCAAGACAGGAAGUUCACUCGACUCAGCCAUUGCAACGAUCAUCGUGGGCUUGGUUCAGGUGAUAGCCAGUGGAUGUACACCACUUGUAGCAGAUCGUCUCGGCAGAAAGAUUAUCCUUCUGGUGUCUGCAGUAGGAAUGGCUAUUUGCCAUGGUCUUCUUGGACUCUACUUCUUCCUUGACUUCCAAAAAUCCGAAGCAGUUCCAAACAUUGGAUGGCUUCCAGUUGUAUCCUUAAUUGGCUUUGUCACAGUGUACUGCGUAGGAUUCGGACCCCUGCCUUGGGCAGUUCUUGGAGAAAUGUUCCCGGCCAAUGUUAAAUCAAUCGCCGCAUCAGUCGUAGCUUCUGUCUGCUGGAUCCUAGGCUUUAUCGUAACCAAAUACUUCUCAGCUCUGGAUGAUGCAGUGGGAAGUCAUUGGGCUUUCUGGAUCUUUGGACUUUUCUGUUGUGGUGCAUUUGUCUUUGUUUUCACGCUCGUUAUGGAAACCAAGGGUCUGAGUCUACAGGAAAUUCAAAAUAGACUGAAUGGUCGAAAGGAUCCCUGAUUUUCUGAUUUUAUAUUCUUAGGUGAUAAAUAAAUUUAUGAUCAUAAUCAACGAAA